AUUGGAGGUCGAAAAGGCGUGGUAGUCCAUAAACAGUCAAAUAUAUACAUUGUUUUUUUCCUAUCCUCUUUAGUCUUUGGUCAAUAAAAAUAAUUGUCCUAAAGUGGUCCUGAAAAUGGAGGAAGGAAUAUCCGUUCAAAACGAAGGGAAAAGUAUUGAUAUAAAACAGGAAAAGCAGGAUAAUGUCGAUAAUUUUAAAUGUGAAUUCGAUUCUGGAAGUCAAGAUAGCAGCAAGAGUGGGAGUGGAGGAUACCAGCGCUGGGCGCCCAAUUUAAACGGGAUCCGGAAAAGUGCAUUUACGCCCUACAAAUCAGUCCAGUGCACCGCUUUGACCAAUUUGCAGAGAGGUAAUACGCAGGCGCGGGUUCCCGAGCUACCUCAGCCCGAUUGUAGCUUCCAUGCCAAGGCUGGCCGCGGAGAAAUAACCCGUGACGACGUGAAACUGGAGCAGUACGUUGAUAUCACGGACGAGCACGGUCUUACGGCGCUGCACUGGGCGGCGAGUUACGGGCAGCUCAAUAGCUGCCAGGACCUCGUUUGGAGUGGUGCUAAUGUCAAUAUGAGAGGACCUGAAGGUGAAACAGCUCUGCACCUUGCUGCAGCAGGGGGGCAUCAUGAAGUUGUUAAGUUUCUGCUGAAUGAAGGAGCAGACUCUGAUAUACAGGAUGAUUCUGGCAGUACAGCGCUCAUGUAUGCAGCAGCAGCUGAUUUUCCGUACACCUGCAAUGAACUUCUCAUCAGAGGAGCCGAUCUUACACUAACCAAUGAUUAUGACCAAGACGCCUACACUUUGACCACAACCAACAACUGCAAACUGGCUCAAACUGUGAUAGAGAACUUUUUGAUUGGCUGUCUCAGCAAGAUGUAAAGGAAAUAACCCAUCCAUUUCAGUUGCUUUGGACAACCAACACAAUGGAUUCAUUUGCUUACAGAAGUUAAUGAAAAUACAGGGAUUUAGUUUAUAAUAUAACAUAUAAUUGUAUUUAAAAUUUUAAGUUCAACUUAUACAAACAUGUGAUGUGAUGACUCAAUAGACAGACAAUAUAUGAAUUAAAUCUGA
Pararge aegeria (speckled wood butterfly) is the source of this 1060-nucleotide messenger RNA. RefSeq names its product DNA-binding protein RFXANK-like. The record is from RefSeq and is a predicted model, not a curated record. The transcript has 5 exons. The coding region runs from base 116 to 868 and encodes 250 amino acids. Lineage: Eukaryota; Metazoa; Arthropoda; Insecta; Lepidoptera; Nymphalidae. Gene Ontology annotation, molecular function: protein binding. Gene Ontology annotation, cellular component: nucleus. Gene Ontology annotation, biological process: regulation of gene expression.